Cutaneotrichosporon oleaginosum is the source of this 7204-nucleotide messenger RNA. RefSeq lists its product as uncharacterized. The record is from RefSeq and is a predicted model, not a curated record. Gene Ontology annotation, biological process: mRNA splicing, via spliceosome; spliceosomal tri-snRNP complex assembly. Gene Ontology annotation, molecular function: metallopeptidase activity; U2 snRNA binding; U5 snRNA binding. NCBI's taxonomy places the organism in Eukaryota, Fungi, Basidiomycota, Tremellomycetes, Trichosporonales, Trichosporonaceae. Gene Ontology annotation, cellular component: catalytic step 2 spliceosome; U5 snRNP.
CGAAAUCCUCAACACCCACAAACAUCCCCACCCACUUCAAUCGGUGCUCGCCAUGUCAGCCCCUCCAGGAUUCGGUGGGCCGUCAGGCGGACAGCCGAACGGCGACUCGGGCAUGGAGGGCGACUUCUUCGGCACCCUCACCCAGGCCGAGAUCGAGAAGAAAGCAAGGAAAUGGCGUCAGAGCCAGAAGCGCCGGUUCGACAUGAAGCGCCGCACCGGCGGCGGUGGCGGCAUAGACAUGGGAAAGGCGGACCUCCCACCUGAGCAUAUUCGCAAGAUCAUCAAGGACCACGGUGACAUGUCCAACCGCAAGUUCCGGAACGACAAGCGCGCACAUCUCGGCGCGCUCAAGUACGUGCCGCACGCGGUGAUGAAGCUGCUCGAGAACAUCCCCAACCCGUGGGAGCAGGUGCGCGAGGUGCCAGUGCUUUAUCACAUCUCAGGCGCGAUCACGUUCGUCAACGAGAUCCCGCGCGUGAUCGAGCCAGUGUACCAUGCCCAGUGGGCAUCGAUGUGGUUGGCGAUGAGGCGAGAGAAACGCGACCGUCGGCACUUUAAGCGCAUGCGCUUCCCACCGUUCGACGACGAGGAACCACCGAUGGACUAUGGUGACAACGUGCUGGACGUGGACCCACUCGAGGCUAUCCAGCUCGAGCUUGACGAUGAGGACGACGCCGAGAUCAUCGACUGGUUCUACGACCCCCAGCCACUGGAAGACACGGAGCAGGUUAACGGCCCCAGCUAUCGUUACUUCCAGCUCACACUGCCGCAAAUGGCCAACCUGUUCCGCAUUGGCCGCCAGCUGCUCAGCGACUACACGGACCGUAAUGCCUUCUACCUCUUCGACAAGAAGAGCUUCUUUACAGCCAAGGCGCUCAAUAUUGCGCUGCCUGGUGGGCCGAAGUUCGAGCCCCUGUUCCGCGACACGGACCCGUACGACGAGGACUGGAACGAGUUUAAUGACAUCAACAAAGUCAUCAUCCGUGGCCUGAUUCGCUCCGAGUAUAAGGUUGCGUACCCGCACCUCUACAACUCGCUCCCCCGCUCGGUCCACAUCGAUCUGUACCACGAGCCCAAGAACGUGUACAUCAAGACGGACGACCCCGAUCUGCCCGCGUUCUACUUCGACCCGCUGAUCAAUCCGAUCUCGCAGCGGGUGGUCGCCGACGCACACAGUCAGUUGGUGUCGCACGAGGACGAGGUGUUUGGGUACGGGAAUGACGAGGACGAGGACGACGCGUUUGAGAUGCCUGAGGAGCUGGACCCAUUCUUCGACUCGCGCCCGCUUGAGAAUGAGUUUACGGCCGACGCGAUCGCGCUGUACUGGGCGCCAUACCCGUACAACCAGCGAAGUGGGCGGAUGCGCCGUGCUCAGGACGUGCCGAUGGUCAAGACUCUGUACCUCGAGCACUGCCCACCUGACCAGGCCGUCAAGGUGCGCGUGUCGUAUCAGAAGCUGCUCAAGGUGUACGUUCUCAACGAGCUCCACAAGAAGCCUCCAAAGGCCAUGGCCAAGCGCAACCUGUUCAAGUCGCUGAAGAACACCAAGUUCUUCCAGUCGACGCGCCUCGACUGGGUUGAGGCUGGUCUCCAGGUCGUGCGCCAGGGCUACAACAUGCUCAACCUCCUCAUCCACCGCAAGAACCUCAACUAUCUCCACCUCGACUACAACCUGAACCUAAAGCCUAUCAAGACGCUCACAACAAAGGAGCGUAAGCGCUCGCGCUUCGGCAACGCAUUCCACCUCGUCCGCGAAAUCCUGCGCCUGACCAAGUUGAUUGUGGACGCGCACGUUCAGUUCCGCCUCGGCAACGUCGACGCAUUCCAGCUCGCCGAUGGCCUGCAGUACAUGUUCGCGCAUGUCGGUCAGCUUACUGGCAUGUACCGUUACAAGUACAAGCUUAUGAGGCAAAUCCGCAUGUGCAAGGACCUCAAGCACCUGAUCUACUCGCGCUUCAACACUGGUCCGGUCGGCAAGGGUCCUGGUGUUGGUUUCUGGCAGCCUGGAUGGCGCGUGUGGCUAUUCUUCAUGCGCGGCAUCGUGCCGCUGCUUGAGCGUUGGCUGGGGAACCUGUUGGCACGUCAGUUCGAGGGUCGUAACUCAAAGGGUACUGCGAAGACUGUGACGAAGCAGCGUGUGGAAUCACACUUCGACCUUGAACUGCGCGCCGCUGUAAUGCACGAUAUCCUCGACAUGAUGCCUGAGGGUAUCAAGCAGAACAAGGCGCGCACGAUUCUGCAACAUCUUUCCGAGGCAUGGCGGUGUUGGAAGGCGAACAUUCCAUGGAAGGUGCCUGGCAUGCCGGCGCCCAUCGAGAAUAUCAUCCUCCGAUACAUCAAGUCCAAGGCCGACUGGUGGACCUCCGUGGCCCACUACAACCGUGAACGUAUCCGUCGCGGUGCCACUGUCGACAAGGCGGUUGUGCGUAAGAAUCUCGGGCGUCUCACGCGAUUGUACCUCAAGGCGGAGCAGGAGCGCCAGAACUCCUACCUCAAGGAUGGGCCAUACAUCUCAUCUGAGGAGGCUGUGGCGAUCUACACAUCGACGGUGCACUGGCUAGAGAGUCGCAAGUUUGCGCCAAUCCCCUUCCCGCCGCUGUCGUACAAGCACGACACCAAGCUGCUGGUGCUGGCACUCGAGAAGCUCAAGGAGGCGUACAGCGUGCACGGGCGUUUGAACCAAUCGCAACGCGAAGAGCUCGCGCUGGUCGAGCAGGCUUACGACAACCCGCACGAAUGUUUGUCGCGCAUCAAGCGGCUGCUGUUGACGCAGCGCGCUUUCAAGGAGGCCGGCAUCGAGUUCUUCGACACCUACGACAAGCUCAUCCCAUGUUAUGACAUUGAGCCGGUUGAGAAGAUCACCGACGCCUACCUUGACCAGUUCCUCUGGUACGAGGCGGACAAGCGCCACCUUUUCCCAGCAUGGAUCAAGCCGGCUGAUACCGAGCCGCCUCCCCUCCUCGUGUACAAGUGGUGCCAGGGAAUCAACAACCUCACGGACAUUUGGGACACAAGCGAUGGCGAGUGUGUCGUGAUGAUGGAGAGUGUUCUCUCGCGCAUGUGGGAGAAGGUCGACUUGACCCUGCUCAACCGUCUCCUUCGCCUGGUCAUGGACCACAACUUGGCCGACUACAUCAGUGCACGCAACAACUUGACAUUGACUUUCAAGGACAUGUCGCAUGUCAACGCAUACGGCAUGAUCCGUGGGCUGCAGUUCUCGUCGUUCAUCACGCAGUAUUACGGCCUUGUGCUAGAUCUCCUCAUUCUUGGCCUGCAACGCGCGUCGGAAAUGGCUGGCCCUCCCGCCGCGCCCAACUCGUUCCUACAGUACCGCGACACGGCAACCGAGACCCGUCAUCCCAUCCGCUUUUACAGUCGUUACGUUGACCGUAUUCACAUCUUGUUCCGCUUCAGUGCCGAGGAGUCGCGCGACCUCAUCCAGCGCUUCCUCUCCGCCAACCCGGACCCAAACAACGAGAAUGUCAUUGGGUACAACAACAAACGGUGCUGGCCGCGUGACUGCCGCAUGCGCCUGAACAAGCACGACGUCAACCUUGGCCGCGCAGUGUUCUGGAAUGUCAAGAACUCGCUACCCCGCUCUCUCACUACGAUUGAGUGGGAGGACACCAUGUGCAGCGUAUACAGCAAGGACAAUCCGCAGCUGCUAUUCUCGAUGUGCGGCUUUGAGGUGCGCAUCCUCCCACGCGUGCGCACCGAGAACGGCGAGCAGUACACACUCAAGGAUGGCGUGUGGAACCUCGUGCAGGAGAACACUAAGGAGCGCACGGCGCAGGCUUUCCUUCGAGUCUCCGACCAGGGCAUUGCCGAGUUCAACAACCGUAUCCGCCAGAUUCUUAUGUCGUCGGGCUCGGGCACGUUCGCUAAGAUUAUCAACAAGUGGAACACGGCGCUCAUUGGCCUAAUGACCUACUACCGCGAGGCGGUUGUCACGACUCCCGAGCUCCUGGACGCCCUCGUCAAGGCCGAGAACAAGGUGCAGACGCGUGUCAAGGUCGGUCUCAACUCGAAGAUGCCGAGCCGCUUCCCUCCUGCUGUCUUCUACUCCCCGAAGGAGCUGGGUGGUCUGGGCAUGUUGUCGAUGGGUUUCGUCCUUAUUCCAACGUCGGACCUCCGAUGGAGCAAGCAGACAGACGGUGGCGGUAUCUCCCACUUCCGCUCAGGUAUGACUCACGAGGAGGAUGCCCUCAUCCCCAACCUGUACCGUUACAUUCAGCCUUGGGAGGCGGAGUUCCUCGACUCGGCCCGCGUGUGGUCGGAGUACGCGAUGAAGCGCAAGGAGGCGACGGCGGCGAACCGUCGUCUCACACUCGAGGACCUCGAGGACUCGUGGGACCGCGGCAUCCCGCGUAUCAACACGCUGUUCCAGAAGGACCGACACACGCUGGCGUACGACAAGGGCUGGCGCGUGCGCGUCGCGUUCCAGCAGUACCACCGCUUGCGCGCGAACCCGUUCUACUGGACCAACCAGCGUCACGACGGAAAGCUGUGGCAGCUCAACGCAUACCGUGUCGACGUCAUCGCCGCGCUCGGUGGUGUCGAGGGCAUCCUUGAGCAUUCGGCAUUCAAGGCGACCGGUUUCCCGAGCUGGGAAGGUCUGUUCUGGGAGCGUUCAAGUGGAUUUGAAGAGUCGAUGAAGUUCAAGAAGCUUACAAAUGCGCAACGUUCCGGUCUGUCCCAGCUGCCUAACCGUCGUUUCACGCUUUGGUGGUCGCCGACGAUCAACCGUGCCAACGUCUAUAUCGGUUUCCAGGUCCAGCUUGACCUGACGGGCGUGUUCAUGCACGGCAAGAUCCCGACGCUGAAGAUUUCGCUCAUUCAAAUCUUCCGUGCCCACUUGUGGCAGAAGAUUCACGAGUCGCUCUGCAUGGAUAUCUGCCAGGUCCUCGACCAAGAGAUGGAGGCGCUCGGCAUCGAGUCUGUUCAGAAGGAGCAAAUUCACCCGCGUAAAUCGUACAAGAUGAACUCGUCAGCAUCGGACAUUCUCUUGUUCGCCUCCCACAAAUUCCUCAUCACGCGUCCGUCGCUCCUCAACGACAACCGUGACACAAUGGACGGCACGACGUCGAACAAGUUCUGGAUCGACAUUCAGCUGCGCUGGGGCGACUUCGACUCCCACGACAUUGAGCGUUACGCGCGUGCUAAGUACCUUGACUACUCGAGUGACUCGCAGUCGAUCUAUCCAUCGCCAACCGGUACCCUCAUCGCUGUCGACCUUGCGUACAACAUCUACUCGGGCUACGGCUGCUGGUUCCCUGGCUUCAAGCCACUCAUGCAACAGGCCAUGGCUAAGAUCAUGAAGGCCAACCCUGCGCUGUAUGUCCUGCGUGAACGUAUCCGCAAGUCGCUCCAGCUCUACUCGUCUGAGCCGACCGAGCCGUACCUCAACUCGUCGAACUACUCGGAACUGUUCUCGAACCAGGUCAUCUGGUUUGUUGAUGACACCAACGUGUACCGCGUCACCAUUCACAAGACCUUUGAGGGUAACUUGACGACCAAGCCGAUCAACGGUGCCAUCUUCAUCUUCAACCCACGUACCGGCCAGCUGUUCUUGAAGAUCAUCCACACGUCUGUGUGGGCGGGCCAGAAGCGUCUCGGCCAGCUUGCCAAGUGGAAGACAGCCGAAGAGGUUGCCGCGCUUAUCCGCUCGCUCCCCGUAGAGGAGCAGCCCAAGCAGGUCAUUGUUACGCGUAAGGGUAUGCUUGACCCGCUAGAGGUUCACUUGCUCGACUUCCCGAACAUCGUCAUCAAGGGUUCCGAGCUGCAGCUCCCCUUCCAGGCGACGCUCAAGAUGGAGAAGUUUGGCGACCUUAUCCUGCGCGCGACUCAGCCACAGCUCGUGCUCUUCAAUCUUUACGAUGACUGGCUCAAGAGCAUCUCGAGUUAUACCGCGUUCUCGCGUCUCAUUCUUAUCCUUCGUGCGCUCCACGUCAACAAUGAGAAGUCCAAGAUCAUUUUGCGCCCCGACCGCAACACCAUAACAGAGUCGUACCAUGUGUGGCCGACGCUCUCGGAUGAGGAGUGGAUGAAGGUCGAAGUCGCCCUGAAGGACGUGAUUCUAACCGACUUCGGCAAGCGCAAUAGUGUCAAUAUUGCGUCGCUUACGGCCUCGGAAAUCCGUGACAUUAUUCUUGGUAUGGAGAUUCAGGCGCCAUCGAUUCAGCGUCAGCAGAUGGCCGAGAUCGAGAAGUCGACUGAGGCGUCGGCUGCCGUGACGGCCGUCCAGCACAAGACGACGAAUAUUCACGGCGACCUGAUUCAGACAGUCACCUCCACGCAGUACGAGGUAGCGACCUUCGCGUCCAAGUCUGACUGGCGCGUGCGUGCAAUCUCUGCAACCAACCUGCCGCUGCGCACAAACCACCUCUUCGUCGGUAACGACGAGGUCAAGGAUGAUGCCGGCGCGCUCACCUUCGUUAUGCCCAAGAACAUCCUGCGGACGUUCGUCGUGUCGGCGGACCUGCGUACCCAGGUCGCUGGCUUCCUGUACGGCGUGUCGCCGCCCGACAACUCUCAGGUCAAGGAAAUCAAGGCAAUCGCGUGGGUUCCCCAGCGUGGCACUGCUACAUCAAUCGAGCUGCCGCACGAGUUGCCGCAGCACGACUUCCUUCUGAAGGGCCUUGAGCCACUCGGCUGGAUCAAGACGCAGAGCCAGGAACUCAACCAUCUGGCGCCACAGGACGUGACCACGCAGGCUAAGAUCAUGGCAGCGAAUCCGGACUGGGCGCCGACAAGCAUCUGUGUCACGGCGGCAUUCACGCCUGGCUCGGUCUCGCUGAACGCAUGGGAGCUCACGGUUGCGGGCUUCGAAUGGGGCCGCAAGAAUGAGGAUCAGAGCGGCCAGUUCCCCGGCUGGAACGCAAGCAUGGCGACUCGUGUUCAGUUGCUCCUCACCGACCGCAUCCUUGGCAUGACACUCGUGCCGGAGGGUGGUGUUUGGAACUACGGCGUUGGUCUUACCCAGAGCUGGACCGACAAAAUUCACUACAACAUGACGCUCGACCGGCCGCAGCCGUUCUGGGCGCCUAUUCACCGCCCCGCCGCGUUCCUCACCUUCACACAGAUGGAGGGCGACGACAGCGCCGAUGUCGAGAAUGCCCUCGCCUAGUGUGUCCGUUAGAAAAUAACCCAGUUACUGGGCAGCAUGUUUGUAUUACAUAGGACUCAAUGCACAUCGUCACAUGAG